CCCAGGGUGUCAGCUGUGCGAUCACAACAUCCGGGCCUUAGCGCUAAAAGAGGAGCAUGAGCUCGUUGUUAUGGAAACGGGUUCGGGGACUUCCCAGGCGCAGAUUGUAUCUACUUUACUCUGAUUGAUCUCGAGGGCCGGACCUACCUUGCGUUAGCUCUUCCGCUCUAAUCUGGGGAGUGACGGGGCUGUUAGCGCUGUAGCGGGUGAGGCACUUUCGGCCGCCUCCCCGCCCGCGCACAGUUGGCUUUAUUUAGCGUAGCGGAAACCGCGUUUGCUAAAGAGAUUAAAGGAAAUGCUUCCUGUUUUGAAUGAACUGGAUUCUCACAAGUCAAAAGCAGAUAUAGAAAAGAAAAUUACUUCAACUAAGAAGAAAUUGCCACCAAAGAAACAACCAAAGCCUAUAGACCUUCCUCCCUGUGUAAAUCCAGGCAAUCCUGUAUUUUCCUGUAUGUUGGAUCCACCUUCGCUCCAUACAUCUACUACAUUGUCAAAACCUCAGAUGAUCAUGUAUAAAUCAACUUCAGAGGGCUAUGGUGAAAUAGCACCUAUAUCACCAUUUCUUCCCUGCAACUUUUUUCCAAGGAAUGACACAUUUACAAAUCACCUUAGGCUGACUGGAAUGUUUCAGAAUCAUUAUCUGAACACUGUUCUUGACAGAGGCAGAGUCAUUGACUUUCCAAAUUUUCAACACACUCUUUGAAAACACUAUGUGUAUUUAUGGGGAAAUUUUCAUUUUGGAAAAAUGUGCAUUUAAAAUUAGGGCUAAAAGUCAUUCAUGUAACAAAAAUAUUUGGACCAGGUUGAAAAUAGUUUAAAUGAAUAAACCAGGUGGUUAAGGUAAUUGUCUUCUUACCUGAAUGACAGAUCUUUGAUUUUACUAUUUCUCACCUCACCCUUGUGGAAAAUUAUAAAUAGCAGUUACCUCUCAAAGAUAAAUCUAUUCAGAAUAGGUGAAGUAAAUAAAGAUAAUAAAAUAAAUGAAAUUGGAUAUAACCUUAUCUAAGCUAUUUCUUUAUACUUUGGAUUUAAGUUCUUCAAAAGAACUUCAUAAUGUUUUUAUUUCAUUUGUAUGCAAAACACCCCUGUUAUAAGUUGCUCAAGGAAAAUAAUGAAAUAAAUCCUGCCCUACAGGAAAAUAGAAGGGGAAGGGGUAGGGAGAGAUAGCAGGGAAA
Messenger RNA from Vombatus ursinus (common wombat), 1175 nucleotides. RefSeq names its product chromosome unknown C15orf65 homolog (gene PIERCE2). The transcript is spliced from 3 exons. Gene Ontology annotation, biological process: axoneme assembly. Gene Ontology annotation, cellular component: axonemal microtubule. The coding region runs from base 296 to 703 and encodes 135 amino acids. The record is from RefSeq and is a predicted model, not a curated record. Lineage: Eukaryota; Metazoa; Chordata; Mammalia; Diprotodontia; Vombatidae.